AUACGCGCUUUCCACCUUCCCUCCGGGCGCGAGCGCCCGUGGGGCGGGCCUCAGCGGCGGCGCGACAAGUCCAGAGGUGAGGGCUGAGGAAGGGGCGUGGCUAGCGGGCUGGCCUCGGCCACCCUCUUCCGGGCUCCGCCAGCUGCGCGCGCAUCUUCUCCCCCUUCUUUUGUGGUCCGGCCCAUUGCGAGGGUGACAGGAAACCCUGUGCAGGGAGCGCCGCCAUCUUGGACCAGCCCGAGGAAGAUACUGAGGGAGCCACAGGAGCAGUCACCGCUGCCACCGCUACUGCCGCUACUGCUGCCGGCGCGUCUGCACCUCUCGGCCUGCCAGUGUACCUGCCGGGGCCUCGGUCGACCGCCCCCGCCCCUCUCCCGCUGCGUCCGCACUCCUGUUCCUGGUCCUGACGCCUCCCUCCCGCCCGGAAAGCUGCCCAGCCACCAGCAACCCCCCAGUGCCACCAUGGCAACUGCACCAUACAACUACUCUUACAUCUUUAAAUAUAUUAUUAUUGGGGACAUGGGAGUAGGAAAAUCUUGCUUGCUUCAUCAAUUUACAGAAAAAAAAUUUAUGGCUGAUUGUCCUCACACAAUUGGUGUUGAAUUUGGUACAAGAAUAAUCGAAGUUAGUGGCCAAAAAAUAAAACUGCAGAUUUGGGAUACGGCAGGACAGGAGCGAUUUAGGGCUGUUACACGGAGCUACUACAGAGGAGCUGCGGGAGCUCUUAUGGUCUAUGAUAUCACUAGAAGAAGUACAUAUAACCACUUAAGCAGCUGGUUGACAGAUGCAAGGAAUCUCACCAAUCCAAAUACUGUAAUAAUUCUCAUAGGAAAUAAAGCAGAUUUGGAGGCACAGAGAGAUGUUACAUAUGAAGAAGCCAAACAGUUUGCUGAAGAAAACGGCUUAUUGUUCCUCGAAGCGAGUGCAAAAACGGGAGAGAAUGUAGAAGAUGCCUUCCUUGAGGCUGCCAAGAAAAUCUAUCAGAACAUUCAGGAUGGAAGCUUGGAUCUGAAUGCUGCUGAGUCUGGUGUACAACACAAACCUUCAGCCCCGCAGGGAGGCCGGCUAACCAGUGAACCCCAACCCCAGAGAGAAGGCUGUGGCUGCUAGUGACCUCUUUGCUGUGGCCCCUCAUUUGACCUUUCACCUCUGUCUGUUGGAAGCAGUACUUUUUACUGCCUCAUUGUCUUCUGUACAUCUUACUGGGUUUAAUUAAAAAAAAAGAAAAAACUCUGUUGUAAAAACAGUUUAACACAAUACUAAACUGCUAAACAACUAGAUGUAAUCAGGUUAUCAAAGGCAAGUAGAGUAAUAAAUCUCUCCUGCAUGGUAAAUCUAGACUUUUUUUCCCCCUUGUCCUCGUGAUAAGUAUGUCACCAAUAUAUGAUUUAAACCGAGCACUGAUGCUGGACUUCAUGAUUUUUACCCUCCCUUUGGCAAGGCUUUGUCUCACUGUACGGUUUAAUUUGGUGAUAUCUUAAGCCUUUCUUCCCAUCCUUAACUGUUGAAGUAUGUCUGUUGAAACCAAUAAGUUUAUUGCUGUGAAAUUACUUCUGAUGGUAGAGAAGGGGUUCUAUAACUGCUUUUGUUUUGUUUUGGAUAAAUUUCCUGUUGUGUGGGUGGCAUUUUUCUUGACGAGAUUUGCUUCUGUCUUAGCCUCGCACAGGGAAAAUAUCCAUUUAUCUUCUCUCUCGUGCUUAAUUAAUAGCUUUAUCUUUUUUUAUACCAUUUUAUCCUUUUCUCUUUAACAGAAAGUAAAUAUGUAUAAAAUUUGAAGGAAUCGAACUAACAAUACAUUCUGUGUAUAUUAUUUUAAUGAAGAAAAUAAAUUGAUUACUGGCAUUGGAACAGUAUAAAAUACCAGUUUGUACAGUAUGACCUAUAUGUGACCAUGUUACUCCCUUCCAUUUCACACAAAGAAAUAGACACAACUGCAGUUCACAAGUAGUACUGGCUCCACCCCUUGGUGCUGGCAGUGUUUGGGGACAUUAUGCUGGAAAGAGCUCCUAGCAUCAGAGGAUUAACACUAGCAGAUUCUGUUCCAUCUUUGCACUGUUGCUUACCUGCUGAUUUUCUUAACUGUUCUUGUGCAAUCGACAAUGUGCUAACCUGCUUUUCUCUUUUUGUAAACGUUUUUGCAUUACAGGCUGCAUUCUUGCCUUACUGUAUAGAAAAAGAAAAAAGGCUGGGUUUACUAUUGCACAUUUUAAGCUUUUAUACCUUUAUCUUCUUGGAAUGGUCAGAUUCUGAACUGGACAGUCAGAACCACAGGUCUGCUGUUAAGGGAUUUUAAAUUGUGCAUUUUUAACCCUACAGUGAAAUAACUUAAGAUAUCCCUGUGUUCACAGUAUGAGGGGCUGUUUUAUGUCAUGUUGGCAUAAAUUGUUUUGUAAAAGGGAACGUGUUUCUAAGGGUGUUUCAGCGCUUGUGCUGAUACAAAGUAAGUUAUUACUUUGCACCAGGUGGUUUGGCCACUGAAUUAAUACUGUAUAGCAAAAGAAACAAUCUUAUUUUUUUUGGACAACAUGUUUUAUUAAGUUCUUCAUUUCUGUUGAUUUUUUUUAUUGCAUUUAUGAUUCAGUGGCUGGGAAUUGAGAAUUUAUUUGAAAUAGAAUAGGUAACACCUCAGCGUACUAUAGAAAAUGCACUCAGCUCAACUGCUGUGUUUAAAAUACACAUUUUAAAUCCCUCUUUACAGACACUAACAUAAAAGUACAUCUUUCUGGGUUGUAAACAUGUGGUAGUACCAGAGUAUUGUAUAGUCAAUGUUAAAUAAAAGCCAAAACUGGAAUGUGCAGAAAGUAGGCUUUGGUUAAUUUGUGGAUUCAUUUUUAUUUUUGUCUUUGUUUAACUUUUUAAAAAAUAAGAUUUCUGGAGUAGAUUGGUAUAUUCUGUUGAAGACUUACAGUGAUCCAUUUUGCUUACACUGUUGCAUCACAAGGGACUCACCCAGGGACCAUGACCUGCUGGUGUGUGUGUAUAUUUACAAAAACAAAACAAACAAACCACCCAUUGGGAUAUAAGGUAGCAAUCACAAACUAAAGACUGCGGCUUGUUGAGGUGCAAUACCCUGACUCCCAAAGUUAGUUACAGUGGGUUUUAUUGUUUUUGUGACUGAAGGAUUUAUUCAGACUGCUGUACUCUUCAUUUGAUGUAACAAAAUGCUAUUAAUCUAAAUAUUUGUAAAUAAAGUACCUGUAUCUAGAUUAAAUUAAAA
Molecule: messenger RNA, 3217 nt
Organism: Pan troglodytes (chimpanzee)
Lineage: Eukaryota; Metazoa; Chordata; Mammalia; Primates; Hominidae
Gene: RAB14
Product: RAB14, member RAS oncogene family
Exons: 8
Coding region: 463-1110 (215 amino acids)
Biological process (GO): phagosome maturation; Golgi to endosome transport; endocytic recycling
Cellular component (GO): recycling endosome; trans-Golgi network; phagocytic vesicle
Molecular function (GO): GTP binding; GTPase activity
Source: RefSeq, a predicted model, not a curated record